Molecule: messenger RNA, 471 nt
Organism: Penicillium waksmanii
Lineage: Eukaryota; Fungi; Ascomycota; Eurotiomycetes; Eurotiales; Aspergillaceae
Product: inorganic phosphate transporter
Exons: 1
Coding region: 1-471 (156 amino acids)
Biological process (GO): phosphate ion transmembrane transport
Cellular component (GO): membrane
Source: RefSeq, a predicted model, not a curated record
AUGAUGAUGUCCAUUGCACACGGUUCGAAUGAUGUCGCCAACGCCGUCGGACCCUGGGCCGCUGUAUACAGCACAUACAACGCGGGUGUGGUGGAAACUGAAGCACCGACACCAGUCUGGUUCCUCGUUGUAGCUGGUUUACUUUUAGGUCUUGGAUUCUGGUUCUAUGGUUACAACAUCGUCCGCGCGCUUGGAAACAAGAUUACUCAGAUGUCUCCGACUCGUGGGUUCAGUGUUGAACUUGGUGCCGCUAUCACUGUACUAUUGGCUUCGCGUCUUGGUCUGCCCGUCUCCACUACCCAAUGCCUUACUGGUGCCUCUAUGGGUGUGGCUUUGAUGAAUUAUGAUCUCGGCGCCGUUAAUUGGAGACAGCUGGGUUUCAUUUUUGGUGGCUGGGUCCUGACCCUUCCUUGCGCGGGACUCAUUUCCGGAUCGAUCUGCUUGAUGGCCUUGAAUACACCUCAUUUAUAG